Amphimedon queenslandica is the source of this 1858-nucleotide messenger RNA. RefSeq names its product golgin subfamily A member 1-like. The coding region runs from base 28 to 1716 and encodes 562 amino acids. The record is from RefSeq and is a predicted model, not a curated record. The transcript is spliced from 15 exons. Lineage: Eukaryota; Metazoa; Porifera; Demospongiae; Haplosclerida; Niphatidae. Gene Ontology annotation, cellular component: Golgi apparatus.
AAUUUUUAUUUUAAUGGUGGAUUUAUUAUGUUUAAAAGACUAAAGGAGAAAAUAGAGGAAGAGGGUAAUGCAGAUUUCUCUCCUCUCAAGGCCCCGCCAGGUAGUGUGAUACGGUCACAGCAGGAGGGGCCUGAGCCGGUAAAGAUUAGUGAGGAGUCUUCUAAGAGUCCUGAGAGAGAGACUGACCCUGCCCAGUUGAAUGAGACUGGUACUGUUGAAAAGAGUCUUGUUGAAUCUGAUAAUAAAACUGAAGAGUCUGAUGGCAAAGUAGAGGAAGUUGGAACAAAGCCUUCUUCAAAGAAAAACGACAGAGCUCAGUCCAUUUUGAGUCAGUUAACAAGUGAACUGGUCUCUCUAAGGAAACAAUACAACCAGCUGUUGAGUGCAAAGGAAAAGAACGAGAAAGAGCUAAAUGAUAAAAUAGAAUCACUGGAGAAAUCCCUGUCAGAGAAGAUGAUUGAAUGCCGUAAGAUGGAGAAAAAGAAUAAAGAAUUGACAUGGAGUGCUGACAGCUUGACGUCAAGACUUCAGAUUUAUGGAGAUUAUGAGAAAGAAGACGUAAUACAAAAACUACAAGAACAAGUAAAUGAUCUUGAGUCAAGAUUGCGUCAAAGAGAUUUCGAUAUCGAGAUCUACGAAACUCGGAUGGCGGCUCAAUCCAAGCAAAGACAUGAAGAUCAAAUGUCAUUCAAGAAGAAAACACAAAUAUUACAAGAUUCAGUCUCGUCACUACAGUCAUCGCUAGGUGAGAAAGACUCUCGACUCUCUCACCUCAACACCGAGGUACUCAAGAUUAGAAGCUCACUGGCUGACGUUGAGAAACGGAGACAGCAACUGGAUGAACUGAUUGAAGAGCAAAAGAAUAAUUUAACGGAUAAAGACCAACAGCUGGAAGAUCAAGAGAGCUCUCAUUCAGCGACUAUAGAUAAACUAAGGCUGGAUCAUAAGAAAGAAAUUGAUGAGCUUCGGGAGCAAAUGAAGCAACUUAAGAAAGAACUAAAAGAGAAAGAGGAGAAACUGGAUAGACUAGUCACAGAAUUGCCCGACCAGCCGGUAGUAAACACGGUCCUGGAUGGCUACUCAAAGUCUCGGAUGGCCUCUUCAUUUACAAAUUCCCUCCGGAGCACCCCAGGGGGCGUCUACAGGAAAGAGGUGGAGCCUCUUCCUCGUCCAGUCCCACGGGAUCCAUCGGACCCGGCUUUGUUACCAGUAGAGAAUAGACUGGACGAUGAUGAUGACGAUUAUGAUGAGAGGUUUAACCCUCAGUAUGAGGUUCAGUUGCUAGAGCUGAAGAGAUACAGCGAAACUUUAGAGGAAGAAAUAGAAGAAAAAAGCAAAGCUAUAAAAGUACAGCAACAAAAGAUUAAUGACUUGAGAAAAGCUUUGAUGAGCAAAGAAACAAAGCAGCCUGACCCUCCUCCUCCUCCUCCUGUUCCUCCUCUUUCUCUUCCUGUUACAACAGAGAUCCCUCUCUCUCCAUUAGAUGCUAAAAAAUUUGAUGCCACAGACAUCAACUUCCAAUACCUCAAAAAUGUUGUCAUAAGAUUUAUAUGCACAAAAGAAGAUGAGGCACUUCAAUUAGUAAAGGCUAUAUCAACACUGCUAGAGCUUAAUAGUGCAGAGGAGAAAUAUAUUAGAGAUUAUUUGCAAUAUAAAUUGUCAUGGUUCGGUUCGAUGCCUUUGCCUCCAAACAUAUCAGCUGUGAAAUCAAAAUGAUACUCGAUGAAUUAUUAUUAUUAUUAUUAUUAUUAUUAUUAUUAUUAUUAUUAUUAUUAUUAUUAUUAUUAUUAUUAUUAUUAUUAUUAUUAAUAUUUUGUAAAUUUUGAGACUUCAAAUGAAUGAUGAAUAGUAAUAAUGC